This is a messenger RNA of Drosophila bipectinata, 800 nucleotides long. It is a transcript of the gene Xrcc2, whose product is annotated as X-ray repair cross complementing 2. Gene Ontology annotation, molecular function: four-way junction DNA binding. The record is from RefSeq and is a predicted model, not a curated record. Gene Ontology annotation, cellular component: centrosome; Rad51B-Rad51C-Rad51D-XRCC2 complex; replication fork. NCBI's taxonomy places the organism in Eukaryota, Metazoa, Arthropoda, Insecta, Diptera, Drosophilidae. Gene Ontology annotation, biological process: DNA strand invasion; double-strand break repair via homologous recombination.
UGCUUAGUAGUGUGACCAGAAGUGAGGACCAUAAGAAAUACCGCGUCCGCUGGUUUGGAGCCCUCCGCCAGGAUCAGUUAACUUUGCGCCAUGGUUUCUGGACAACUGCACUCCACCGUUUUUGGGCCAUGUGGCGUCGAGGAGCAAUCCCUGACCGAGAUUUCUGGGCCUCCAAACAGCGGGAAGAGCCAAGUCCUGCAACAACUAAUGGCUCAUUGCUUGGCACCCUAUGAAUAUGGUGGCCGACAGAUGUCCAUCAUUCUCAUCAACCUUAGCCACAAGAUCACCAAGGAGUCGCUUGGAAAAGCUGUCUUGGCCGAGCUCAGGUCCCACUCCAAGGCGGCAGAGGAUGCUGAGGAACCAUCUUCAGAAUCGAAGUUGAUAGAGAUUUCGAAGAGGUGUGUGAGCCGGGUAAAGAUCCUAGACUGCUUUUCCAACGAUGACGUGAGGAGUAGUCUGCGGAAAGUAAAGUACAUGGUGGCUUCCGACUCGACUGUGGAACUAAUUGCCUUGGAUACCCUCAGCGAGUUCUUUUGGCUGGACCACCCCAGCCGGAAGCAGUUUUUGUCCAAGUAUGGAUUUUACCAGCAAUGGCUUGGGACCCUGAGGAAUCUCUGUAGGAGGUGCUUGGUUAGUGCAAUGUUCACCGUAGACUACAGAUUCCUGAUCAACCAGCAUGGCGAGCGCUUCCCGCCGACUAAAGUCACCGAGGUUAAGAUGGAAAACAGAAAAGGUGGUUUCACUUUGAAUGGACUUCCCGUUUAUUUCAAAAACGGGAUUAAAGUGGAGCAAUAAAAAAU